AUGGCAUCCAAUUCCUCUGCCUCUGCGUCGUGGACGUCUCCAGGCGCGGGCAUCACUGGCGGCUACGAUGGCAACAGUCAGACGUUGCGCAUCUUCAUCGUCUUCUUCAGCGGAUUGGCCAUGUACAACGCCGUCGAGUUGAUUACUAUCAUCUUCCUCAGCUUCAAUCGAUUCCGGGGCUUGUACUUCUGGUCACUGCUCAUUUCCACCAUUGGCAUCAUCCCGUACUCGCUCGGGUUCAUGCUGAAAUUCAUGAACAUCACCACCGGAGACUCGAAGUGGCUCGCCAUCGUUCUGCUCACUGUUGGCUGGUACCCGAUGAUUACCGGUCAAGCUCUCGUCCUCUGGUCUCGACUGCACUUGAUCGUUACAGGAGUCAAAGGCGAGAGGAUCCUCUUCUACACCAAGUGGAUGAUCAUCAUUGAUGCAAUUAUCCUCCACAUCCCAACGACAGUCUUGACCUUCGGGUCCAAUGGCGAUCUGGCGACGGACCGGUUCGAAGUCGGAUACAACAUCAUGGAAAAGAUACAAAUGAUUGGCUUCUUCUUGCAGGAGGUCACGCUCAGCUCCAUUUAUAUCGCCGAGACCUUUCGUAUCUUACGCACCUCGUUACAGCCCGGGACUCGGAAGACCAUGCAUCAACUGAUCUUUAUUAACGUGGUGAUUAUCAUCCUCGACCUCGGACUUUUGGGCCUGGAAUGUGCAUCUCUCUACAUUUUGGAGACGCUUCUCAAAGGCAUCGUCUAUUCAAUCAAGCUCAAGCUGGAAUUCGCGAUCUUGAGCAAGUUGGUCAAAUUCGUGGGUGGAUCGAAGCCAGGUCAAGAUAUGCGGAAGUCGUCGGUGGGAUUCAUUACUGCGGAUCGCGAAAUGGGCAAAGACGAGCAAGAUAUGAAUAUCCAAGACUUCGUGGACCUUGAUCGCGUCAGCACCGAUGUCACGCAUCCCUCCCGCUCCCAUCGACACUCCGACUCUCUUCCCUCGAGGCGCAAAAGCUCACGUGUGGCUGGAAUGGAUCUCGACUAUACUUUGGCUCGUUUUCAACAUGUCGAAGAUGUCUCCACGCUGCGAGAGGGCAGUUCCAGAGACUCCCUCUCUCCAGGCCGAGAAGCAGACGUGUGA
This is a messenger RNA of Zasmidium cellare ATCC 36951, 1119 nucleotides long. RefSeq lists its product as uncharacterized. The record is from RefSeq and is a predicted model, not a curated record. Lineage: Eukaryota; Fungi; Ascomycota; Dothideomycetes; Mycosphaerellales; Mycosphaerellaceae. Bases 1 to 1119 code for a protein of 372 amino acids. The transcript has a single exon.